AUGAAGAAUUUUUUUUACUUUGCUAGUCAGGUAACGGUGAUUUUUCUAAACCCAAGUAUGAUCAAUCAAUUUCUUAAAAGGGGUUAUGCAAGAAAAUAUUUAUUAUCGUCUUUGAAAAUCAUAAUUUUUGGUGGUGCGGUAAGUAAACCAAAAGUACAGGUAUAAAUGAGACGUACCUUACCAAAUGUUCUAAUAUUACAAGAUUAUGGAAUGACCAAAAUCUGUGGAAUCGAGACAUUUCAGCUGCCGCAUCACAAGGCUGGAUCUAGCGGGACUGUAAUCAAUAAUGUAGAAAUAAAAGCCGUAGACCCAAAAAAUAGAAAGGCUCUUGAUCCAAAUAAUCCCGAAGAAUUGUGGAUAAAGACACCGAACGUAAUGAAUGGCUAUUAUAGAAACCCUGAAGCGACUAAAAGCAUUGUUGACGAGGAAGGAUGGCUACAUUCGGGUAACAUGGGUUAUUUUGACGAAGACAAGGAACUUUUUAUUGUGGAUAGAAUAAGAGAAUUGAUAAAGUACAAAGGAUAUCAUAUUUCACCUGCAGAAAUUGAAGCUAUCUUAAUGACACACCCAGAAGUGAUGGAAGCUGCAGUAAUAGGAGUGCCUCAUCCAGUAGAUGAUGAACAUUCUGUUGGUUUUGUCACUAAAAUACCCGAUGCAAAGGUAACAAAGCAAGAAUUAAUUGAUUUGGUGGCUAAUAACUUGAAGGAUCAAUAUAAGCUUCGUGCUGGAGUGAUAUUUCUGGAUGCUUUUCCAUAUACAGGUUUAAUAAAAAUUGCCAGGAAUGAAUUGAAAAUAAGAGCUAGAAAACUAGCGAUUAAAUAA
Molecule: messenger RNA, 822 nt
Organism: Nylanderia fulva
Lineage: Eukaryota; Metazoa; Arthropoda; Insecta; Hymenoptera; Formicidae
Molecular function (GO): CoA-ligase activity
Source: RefSeq, a predicted model, not a curated record